AACGGAGGCGUGGCCAUGGUGGCUGGGCGUGGCCUUGCAGGGCGGGCAGAUAAGAGGCUGCAGGCGGCGGCGCGGCAGGCGUGGUUGGGAGCACUUCGCCUAGGCGGGUUGGGCUCUCAGACCUCUGGGAGGGCGCCCGCUUGGCUUGAGGUACCCGGUCCCUGCUCCCUGCCCUCAGUGAGCUACCUCACGGGCGCCAUCAUGACAGGCAGCCUCUGUGUCCCGGUGCUCCUGGCCGCCUGGCUCGCGGCGGCAGCGGCCGAGGGCCUCGAGCAGGCCGCACUGCCGGCGGCGGAAAGCCGGGUGCAGCCCAUGACCGCCUCCAACUGGACGCUGGUGAUGGAAGGCGAGUGGAUGCUGAAAUUUUAUGCCCCCUGGUGUCCAUCUUGCCAGCAGACUGAUUCUGAAUGGGAGACUUUUGCAAAGAAUGGAGAAACACUUCAGAUCAGUGUGGGAAAGGUGGAUGUCAUUCAAGAACCAGGUUUGAGCGGCCGCUUCUUUGUCACCACUCUCCCAGCCUUUUUUCAUGCAAAAGAUGGGAUAUUCCGCCGUUACCGUGGCCCAGGAAUCUAUGAAGACUUACAGAAUUACAUCUUAGAGAAAAAAUGGCAAUCAGUUGAGCCUCUUACUGGCUGGAAAUCACCAGCUUCUCUAACGAUGUCUGGAAUGGCUGGUCUUUUCAGCAUCUCUGGCAAGAUUUGGCACCUUCACAACUAUUUCACAGUGACUCUUGGAAUUCCUGCAUGGUGUUCUUAUGUCUUUUUCGUCAUUGCUACUUUGGUGUUUGGCUUGUUCAUGGGUCUGGUCCUGGUGGUAAUCUCAGAAUGCUUCUAUGUGCCACUUCCAAGAAUUUCAUCUGAACGCUCUGAGCAGGAUCAGAGGCCGGAGGAUGUUCAUGGAGCUGAGCAGCUGCAGGAUGCAGAAGAGGAAAAGGAUGACUCAAAUGAAGAAGAAAACAAAGACAGUCUUGUGGAUGAUGAGGAAGAGAAAGAGGACCUUGUAGAUGAGGAUGAAGUUGAGGAAUAUGAGGAAGAGGACAACCUGGCAGGCAUCAUGGAUGAGGAAAGAAGUGACGCCAAUGACCAAGAAGUACUACAGGAAGGCAGUGUGUCCCAGAAGGAACGUGAACCUGAUGAAGCUCAUUCAGUGGAUACACAGGAGGUGGUGGAAGACUCACUGAGGCAGCGCAAGAGUCAGCAUGCAAACAAGGAACCAUAGAUUUCAUGAUGCCAUUUCUAAAAAUAUAGGCAAGAAAAAUAAGUCCGCUUCCCUCUGGUCUGCAGUUUAAGCCAAAUCCUUAGUUUGUAUUUAGUUUUUAAUUUUUUUUUCCAUGAAUGAACAGUGUUUACUCUUAAAAGAUGAUCUCUGGUCCUGUGGUCACAUGGUAGUAAGUCUCUGUGUCCUAAAGAGAGUCAGGGACAGCACUCAGCCACCAUGGUGUAAGGAUCUUUGCAGGGAUUUAGGUGAAGAACAAGUUGAUAUACUUGGGGGCCAAAAAAUCAACCAGAGGACUCCUCUCCAGUCCUCCAUAGCACCUUUAGAAACGAGGCUGCUGGCCUAAAUAAAAUGAGAGCAAAACUACAUUGGUCCUGAACACCCUGGAAGUACAGGAAGAAUCUCAAUGGUUAAGCAUUGUUUUUGUCAUGUAAAAAACAUUGGGUACUAUGGCCCCCCAAACACUCUCUUGGAGCCAGAAAUUCUAGAGACCUGGGUAUAGAUACAACUUGAGAAAGAUGCUGGUGAGUCAUCUGAGCUCUCUUGGUCUCUGUUUUAUUUUCUCCAUUUAAUUUCUGUGGCUUCUUCACUGUGGGACUGAAGAUUACCACAUGUUUCAUAACUGCUCUGUAGUGAGAGCAGCAGGUAGCAGGAUCCAUUACUCUCAUUUGACUUAAAGCUGUAGGUAAUCAGUAACCACUGCUGAUGAGGCUUGGACUGCCAAGUAUCUCAAAAGCAUGCAAUCUUUGGAAAUUCAAAAGGUAGUAGGGGUUUUAUAGGGCCGGUACAGACAAACAACUGGUUUUGGUCAGCCUGUAAUACUUCCAGGAUAACUUCUUCAAGAGUUCCUUUAGCCACAUUCUUUGUUUUUCUGAACCCCAAAGUGUGCUGGCUUCAGGUCUGUGUUGUUUAGUUUCCACCUCAAGGGGUUCCUGCCUCAAGAACCACUUUAAUAAUAACUGAGAAACAUGUCUACUUUUCUUUUAGUGAUGUGCUUUUGGUAAAAAAAAAAUUUACAAAAGUCAAUUUCAAGAGAUGAAAGAUUUGAUUUUGUUUUUGUCUUCCUUAAUCCUCUAGAGAAUUGUAUCAUUAUCUCUACCUACUCAAGCUGGUAUCAGUAUCAAGCAAUCCCAGGAUCUUAAAAAAAAAAAAUCUCUCCAACUCUUCUCUUACCCUUUCAGGCCUUAGAAUAAAUUCAUAAAGUCAACUAGGUAUAUGAAAUAUGCCCAAAGUCAAUCUUCUAUGUAACCCUUGGAUUGAGUCAGAAUAAUGAGUCUGUCUUGUUUUAAAAAGGUUAUGCAGUUUUCUCUGUAUUAGCUGCCAACAGGAGGUUCACUGGUGAUGGGGUUCAGAAUCUGCCCCCCUGUACUGCAUGAUGCUGCUACAAACCUUGCACAAAGGAAGAUUUUCUUGUGACAAUCCAUUCUUUAUAAAUGUUUUUAUUUCAUCUUUGUAACGUAGUUAACUGUUAACUCAAGGCUGAGGCCAUCAUAGAACAAAGGAAAAGGUGACCUUCCUGCCCUUCCAUGUUCCUGUUCUCUGACACAUCUUUACUCAAAAGACCCAUGGUUCUGUGGUGGCCUUUGUCUUCCUGUUAGAGCUAAGAUGUUCCUUCUCUCCUGCCAGUGGAUUUCUUCUCUUGUUAUAGUAACCGAGGUCAGUCUAGUGGGAAAGGGAAGACUCCGUGUCUCUGUUCUGAGUAGUUCCGCUCCUGCAAACUGAAGUACUGGACUUUAAUGGGAUGUUUAACUAGAGGGAAGGCUUGAGAAUUAGUCUGCCUUGGCUUUUAGAAAUGUUUCAAAGCCAGUUUCCAAUUAGAUCAAACAGUACUUAAUAAUAAGUGAGAUUAUACAUUUCCUUUCUUAAAAAUACUUAAAAUAAGUAGGAAGGUAGGAGAAAAAAGUCAUAAAGAAGAAGGUCCAGUCCAGUAAAAUUAUAUUUAUCUGUAGGAAUUAUUUUUCCUAGCCUUUCCUUUUUUUAACAUCUUGGCAAAAAAUUGGGUUACUAGUAAAUAGUCCAGUAAGUACUUACUAAUUUAAUUUCUUUCCACUUGAAGCCUUUAGGUUUAUUUUCAAUACUUAUUUGAUAUAAAAUUAAAGGAGAAAAGUCAACUUAAAAUUAGAUCAUCAUUUAAUAUGCUUU
Molecule: messenger RNA, 3357 nt
Organism: Microtus ochrogaster (prairie vole)
Lineage: Eukaryota; Metazoa; Chordata; Mammalia; Rodentia; Cricetidae
Gene: Tmx4
Product: thioredoxin related transmembrane protein 4
Cellular component (GO): endomembrane system
Molecular function (GO): disulfide oxidoreductase activity
Source: RefSeq, a predicted model, not a curated record